UCAAAUAAAUUUCCCUGUGAUUAAAAUUACUUCUAUCUGGAAAAUCCUGAAUACUUAUUUUUCUGGUUAGCAUCGACAGUUUGGUUACUUAAAGCUUCUCGCAUCUCCUCUCUCAUGGCGGCCUCGCUGCUCUUAUCUUUAACAGCGCCCAACCCAGAAGCGAUGGUUCCCAAUAUCGGGGCCAAUAAAUCAUCUUUCCUCUCCGGCACCAAGCUCUUCUUGUUGACGAAGCCCCAUUAUCGAAAGCCCACUGCUCAAAAAUGCUUCAAACCUCCCUUUGCCAAGUCAAUCGACCACAUCCCCAAGCAAUUCAGAGAACAAAAUCUCAAAGAUGGAUUGAUGGAAAAUUAUAAAAAUGUUCCUGGAUAUCUUUAUGGUCUUAGUCCUUCACAAAUGGACAUGUUCAUGACAGAAGAUAAUCCCGUCCGUCGACAAUCCGAAAGUGUUACUGAGGAAAGUAUUUCAUCUGCUAGAAACUAUUUGGAUAAUGGAGGGAUGUGGAGUAUGUCGAGCAUUAAUGAUAGAGGUCCUUCUAAAUAUAGUAUGAGUGUAAGCAUGUAUCGAGGAGGGGGCAGAGGAUAUGGACGGCCUAGAACUGCUCCUCCGGAUUUGCCUUCUUUGCUCUUAGAUGCCCGAAUAUGUUAUCUUGGCAUGCCAAUUGUACCAGCAGUGACUGAACUUAUUGUUGCUCAAUUAAUGUGGUUAGAUUAUGAUAACCCCUCAAAGCCUAUUUACUUAUACAUCAAUUCAUCUGGGACACAGAAUGAGAAGAUGGAGACUGUUGGAUCAGAAACCGAGGCAUAUGCUAUAGCUGACACCAUGGCUUACUGCAAAUCAGAAAUGUACACUGUGAAUUGUGGCAUGGCAUAUGGUCAAGCAGCAAUGCUUUUAUCUCAAGGAGCUAAGGGUUAUCGUGCAGUACAGCCAAAUUCAUCUACUAAGUUAUAUCUGCCUAAAGUCAGCAGAUCAAGUGGGGCUGUCAUAGAUAUGUGGAUAAAGGCCAAGGAACUUGAUGCAAAUACCGAGUCCUACAUUGAGCUAGUAGCAAAAGGCACAGGGAAAACCAAGGAAGAAAUUGCUAAAGAUGUUCAGCGUCCUAAAUAUUUCCAAGCUCAAGAAGCCAUAGACUAUGGCCUUGCUGACAAGAUAAUUGAUUCAAGAGAUGCUGCGUUCGAGAAACGGAAUUAUGAUGAGAUGCUUGCUCAAUCAAAAGCAAUGAGGAGAGGAGCUGCAGGUGGUCCACAAGCGACUCCUUCCGGGUUCAGGUGAUUUAGGUUGAUACCAUAACCAUACAACAUGAAGUCUAUACUUUGUGCUGUCCACCCUUUGUUCAAUACUUUCAUGCCAUACAAACAGAUUUGGCAAUAGGUGUAUUUGUGUCGUGUUUAUGUAUUUUUAUGUGCCGCAGUCAUAGAUAAGGUUUUAUAUAAUCAUAUAAAUUUUGCUACGUUAAUAAUUCAUGGUAUAUAUGAUUCUGACAUAUUUGUGCAUUA
Gossypium raimondii (Peruvian cotton) is the source of this 1493-nucleotide messenger RNA. Its product is annotated as ATP-dependent Clp protease proteolytic subunit-related protein 1, chloroplastic. The transcript is spliced from 9 exons. Gene Ontology annotation, molecular function: ATP-dependent peptidase activity; serine-type endopeptidase activity; ATPase binding. Bases 115 to 1269 code for a protein of 384 amino acids. The record is from RefSeq and is a predicted model, not a curated record. Gene Ontology annotation, biological process: protein quality control for misfolded or incompletely synthesized proteins. Gene Ontology annotation, cellular component: endopeptidase Clp complex. NCBI's taxonomy places the organism in Eukaryota, Viridiplantae, Streptophyta, Magnoliopsida, Malvales, Malvaceae.